AUGCUGACGAUAUUGAUGAUGAUUAUUCAACUCAAAAAAAUUACCUACAGUACUCGCAUUCAAGGUCCAUGGAUUUUUGGUAUGUGUUAUAAAAAUGUUGAUGGGAUUCUAGAACGAAGAUUUUUUAAAGUGGAAAAAAGAAAUAAGGCAACUUUAUUACUAAUAGUACAAAAUGAAAUAGAACUAGGAUCAAUUAUUUAUUCAGAUCAAUGGCGAGCAUACAGUACCUUAAAAGAUAUAGGCUAUCAUCAUGAAACCGUCAAUCAUUCCGAGUUUUUUGUUGAUCCUACAACAGGCACGCGCACAAACACAGACUAUCGAGUGUAUAUGAACCAUGGAGACACGUCAAAACUAAAUCCGGAAUUAAAACCCGAGCAGCAACAGAUUUGUUAG
Molecule: messenger RNA, 393 nt
Organism: Macrosiphum euphorbiae (potato aphid)
Lineage: Eukaryota; Metazoa; Arthropoda; Insecta; Hemiptera; Aphididae
Source: the annotation of a GenBank genome assembly